CACGCCGCCGCGUGCGUGCCAUUGACAGUUUACCGAGGAGCGUGGAAGCCGCUCGGCGCGAGUAAAACGGACUACCCUCCCACCCGGUCCUGCAAGUAAACGGACUACCCACCCGGUCCUGCAAGUAAACGGACUACCCUCCCACCCGGUCCUGCAAGAGCGGUCGAAGGGAGACAGAAGACUGCAGAAGAAAUUCCCCCCAUCUGGCUAAACUCCAGAAGAAGGGCCAGAUCUUCAGAGCAGAGCAAAGAAGCCCGGCUAGAAGUCAUCCGCUUAGGAAUGGUGGAUCACUUGCCACUUGGCGAGGAGACCUUCCUAUACUACAACGGCUCUCCGGCGUCGGACUACAACCACCUCAACCACCACGGCGCGGGCAGCGUGUCGCCGAGCGACAUGGUGACCGACACGGGCAUAUACCAUCACCAUCAUUACCAGGGGGCGACACUCUCCUCCUCGCCGUUUGUCUCCGAGGAUGACCUGAGUGACUCCUCCAGCCCUCGCUCCUCCCUCUGCUCCAGCCCUGAGUCCUCGUCGUCUCGACACCUCCUGGGCUCCAGCUACGAGAGCAGGGGCAGGAGUAGCGGGAGCAGUUCCUCCGGAGGAGAGAGCCAGGAUAGCCUGUUGGACCUCCUCCUCUCACAGACCUCACUCGCCACCUCGCUGGGCUGUGGCGGCGGUAGCAGUGGCGGCACCAGCAGUAACGACAUCCCCCUUGUUGCUCCUUCGUCUUCUUCUCCAACUUUGCCCCCUCAUUCUCCACCCUCGUCUUCGGCCGCCCCGCUGUUACCCAUGGGUCUGGCGUGGGAGUCAAGGAGGGAGCAAAGGCUGAGCCUGCUCCAGCAACAAGCCAAGGAGGAUGGCUAUGAAUUUCCUGUCUUCAUGGAUGACCUGCAGGACCCCUCGGCGCUCCUCUUCCAGCCCACCUUGGAGGAGAUUGAGGAGUUCUUAGAGGAAAACAUGGUGGUGGGGACGGAGAAGGAAGAGGAGGGGAGCGAUAGAGGGAUGUCGCCGGUGUUAGCAGACACAGCAGUGGAGAGCCCCCGCGUGACGGCAGGCGAACCUGGAUUCGUGUCCGAGAACUUGGACCAGACUGUGCCGAUGGCGCGCAGCACUGCCGCCCCUUCUCCAGCCUCCUCACACUAUGCGGAGACCAAGCAAAUGCCAUCGAAGUCUGAAACAGACCACCCGCCAUCUGCCAUGGAUUCUAGUUCUGGCUCUAGCUGUGUUUCUACGGGUGGCAGCAGUAGCGGGGCUGCUGAUGGGAUUAAACAGGAGAACUGCACGUCACAAUCAGGCUCGCCAGAGAAUUCGGGUGAUCCAUCCAGCGUGCCUGUCAUCCUGCAGAUCCAGCCCAUACAGAUCAAACAAGAACCGAACGCGAAUCCCUUAUCAAACGGUGUGCCCCCGCAGCCCUGUUCCCAGCAACCCCAGCCCCAGCAAACCCCAUCAGACAUCAAAAUAGCCCAGCUCCUGGUCAACAUCCACGGGCAGACCUUUGCCUUGGUGCCUCAGCUGGUGCCCCCGGCCAACGUUGCCAGCACGAGCGCAACGGCCGCCGCCGGCUCGUCGAAGUUCGUCCGGAUCGCGCCGGUGCCCAUCGCCGCCAAGCCCAUGGGGCUCGGGGAUGGGGGUGUGGGAGGAGGUUCGGCCGCGGGGUUUCUCGUGGGAGGUCCAAAAUAUCAGAAGAGCACAGUAGCGGACCUUAUAAAGAUGCACAAGUGCUCUUUCCCGGGCUGCAACAAGAUGUACACGAAGAGCAGCCACCUGAAGGCGCACCUCCGCAGGCACACCGGGGAGAAGCCCUUCGCCUGCACGUGGCCCGGCUGCGGAUGGAGGUGAGGGCAACCACGAUGCUGCCGGGUGGAAUGACUAGAUGGAUGAGCUCAGAGAGAGAGAAAGGGGUGACUGACUGGAGGUGUGGUUGUUUAGUGAG
Messenger RNA from Lampris incognitus (smalleye Pacific opah), 1933 nucleotides. RefSeq names its product Krueppel-like factor 15. NCBI's taxonomy places the organism in Eukaryota, Metazoa, Chordata, Actinopteri, Lampriformes, Lampridae. Gene Ontology annotation, biological process: regulation of transcription by RNA polymerase II. Gene Ontology annotation, molecular function: DNA-binding transcription factor activity, RNA polymerase II-specific; RNA polymerase II cis-regulatory region sequence-specific DNA binding. The coding region runs from base 280 to 1839 and encodes 519 amino acids. The record is from RefSeq and is a predicted model, not a curated record. The transcript is spliced from 2 exons.